GAGCCUCGAGCCUCGAGCCUCGAGCCUCAACUGUUCCUAAACGUCAUUUACUUUACAGUCCUACACAGUACACACUUAUCAACAACAACUGCAAAAAGUUCCUUUUCCCGACUUUGGCAAUGCAAUAUUCGGGUGUGAACUGAACCGAAAUGGGUAAAAAAAUCUCAAUCUCAGUUCCCAAACUCUAAACAUACGAACACGCGAAACUGAAACUCAUCGAUCCCUCUCUCUUCGCUUGUGUACGCGAAGAAGUAGUGAGAAAUGUUGACGAUGACUUCACUGAAUGCAGUGACGAUCCCUUCGCCUCCAAACCCAACCGCAGCGCUCCGCAAACCUCUUAGACCUCGACCCGUUUGUUGUUUGAGGAAAAACAGGGGCGGCAAUGGCUUAUAUAAUAAAGGGUCACCACGUGUGGACCUUUUUAGGUCAGCAGGUCUUGAUAAUAUGGAGAUUCAUCAGUCAUCAAAUGGGGAACUGGAAGUGAAACGGAAUAACAUUGGGAAGCUUUUUAGAGAAGCUCAGCAGAACAUAUUGUACUUGAACAAACAACGUCUCGUGGCAGUGGAGGAGCUGAACAAAGCAAAUAGAGAGAAGCAACUGUUGCUUGAUAGGAUAGAGCGAUUAGAAGUAGAAAAGCAAGCUGGUGUGGGAAAAGUGGAGGAGCUGGACAAAGCGAAUAGAGAGAAGCAACUGUUGCUUGAUAGGAUAGAGCGACUAGAAGUAGAAAAGCAAGCUGGUGUAGGAAAAGAUAAGCUAUCACUUUGUUGGGAGUUGCUGCUUCGGAUAGACUCAAUGGUCCUCAGUGGCAUGAUUAGCGCUGGCGAAGCAUCUGAUUUCAGAAGGCUGAUCAUGGAUCACAAGGUUAUAGUUGCUGAUGCUUUUAAUGAAAUCCUGCAGAAGAAAGAUGCUGAGCUUCUAGCAGAACUCCUCCAAUUCUCAGAUAGAAGCAAAAAGAGUGGCUUUCACGUUAUCCAUAUUUGUACUGAAAUGUCACCGCUGGUCUCUGUUGGAUCUUUGGCAUCUUAUGUGACAGGCUUAUCUUGUGCACUACAAAGAAAGGGCCACUUGGUGGAGGUUAUACUGCCAAAGUAUGCAAUUAUGGACCUAGAUGAAGUUCAAGGGCUGCAAGAAAUUAAGGCGGGGUUUUAUUCAUAUUUUAAUGGUCAACAGCAUGGAAACAGAAUUUGGACUGGUGUUGUCAAUGGCAUUGGAGUCUCUUUUAUUGAACCUUUGUACUACUCGUCAUUUUUCAGCCGUGAGAAGGUAUAUGGCUACUCAGACGACUUUGAACGAUUUACGUAUUUCUCUCGUGCUUCAUUGGACUAUAUAGUAAAAUCUGGAAAGCAGCCCGAUGUGCUACACAUACACAACUGGGAGACUGCUAUUGUUGGGCCACUUUUCUGGGAUAUAUAUGUUAACCAGGGACUUGGAGGUACUAGAAUAUUAUUGACAUGCCACGACUUUGAUUCACAGUGUCUUGAGCAACCGGAUAAGCUUUCACUAUGUGGACUUGAUCCUCCUAGACUUCACCGUCCAGAUCGUUUGCAAGAUAACACUAAGACACAUCUUGUCAAUAUUUUGAAGGGCGGAAUUGUUUACUCUAAUCAGGUUGUGAUGGUGUCAUCCAUGAACUCAAAAGGCAGAAUCAUUAGUAGUUUCAGUCAUGAAUUAAAACCUACCUUAAGCAUCCACCAGGACAAGUUGGUUAUUGCUCCCUAUGGAUUUGACAAGUCCACCUGGGAUCCUUCUAAGGACAACUUUCUUCCAGAAAAUUAUAGUGCAGAGGAUAUGAAAGGGAAAACUGUUUGCAAAGUUGCAUUACAGCAACACCUGGCGUUAUCUGGCAGUGCUUCUUCUAUUCUUGUCGGAUGCUUCUUCGCAGAACUAUCAGAAAUUGAUAUGGAGAACUUGAAGGCAGUUGUUCAGAAUGCAACCAGGAGAGGCGUCCAGGUUAUUUUAGUGGAAAUCAGCAAAAAUUCAAUCACAAAUAAGAAACUGGAAUCUUUUCAAGAACUCCUCAAGGAUCAAAAUGUGAGAUUUAUAAACAGACUUGGUGAAGCUAUAUCACAUUUAGUCUUUGCAGGAUCUGACAUUAUCUUGUGCCAAUCUUUUCAUGAACCUGAUCUCCAAGUGCCACUCAAGGCUUUAAAAUAUGGAGCCGCGCCAAUUGCAAUAACCUCCACUGAUGAUAUUUCCAGGAACUUUGUAGAUUAUGACUACGAGAGGACUAAAUUCUCCCAGUUCAUCAGCUCUAACUUUGGAAAAAUGUCCUUAAGCCAAGCCCUAGAUGAAAUUGAGAACAAUCCAUCCAGAUGGAAUCGAAAAAUAUUGGCUGCAAUGGCAAUGGACUUCUCCUGGGAUGCAGAGUGCUGUGAUGUGCAUGUUUCUGCCUACACUGCCAUCAAAAAAUUGUGAAGCAGGACCUUAUGUAUGUAUAUAUGUACAUAUUUAAUUUGUAUAUGAAUUGAGCAUAUUACAAAUAAGGAAUUGAACAGAAUAAUCCCUUUUUUUUU
Molecule: messenger RNA, 2513 nt
Organism: Quercus lobata
Lineage: Eukaryota; Viridiplantae; Streptophyta; Magnoliopsida; Fagales; Fagaceae
Product: UDP-Glycosyltransferase superfamily protein
Exons: 21
Coding region: 262-2415 (717 amino acids)
Source: RefSeq, a predicted model, not a curated record